Passer domesticus (house sparrow) is the source of this 4967-nucleotide messenger RNA. It is a transcript of the gene ARHGEF9, whose product is annotated as Cdc42 guanine nucleotide exchange factor 9. The transcript is spliced from 11 exons. The record is from RefSeq and is a predicted model, not a curated record. NCBI's taxonomy places the organism in Eukaryota, Metazoa, Chordata, Aves, Passeriformes, Passeridae. Gene Ontology annotation, molecular function: protein binding; guanyl-nucleotide exchange factor activity. The coding region runs from base 385 to 2025 and encodes 546 amino acids.
AUGUAUGGACAGUCUUACAGAGCAGAGGUUGACUUCUCCAAAUCUGCCAGCCCCACACCUCGAACACUACAGUGUUCUGCAUUGCACCAUGACCUUGGAUGUUCAAACGGUGGUCGUUUUUGCAGUGAUUGUGGUGCUAUUGCUUGUGAAUGUCAUACUCAUGUUCUUCCUGGGCACUCGUUAAAUGGAUUUUUUCUCCUGAGCUGUUGGGGGCUACUACUACCACUAGCAAUUCAACAAGAGAGCACGAGCGGGAGAGAGAGAGAGAGAAAGGCGAGAGAGAGAGAGAAAGAGAGAGAGAGAAUUUCUUACUGAGGGGGGAAUCGCAUUGAGCUUCAACAUGGCCUCGCUGUGAUAUGUGGAGGAAGCAUUGCACAUACCUUGAUGGCCUUGGGAAUGAGGAGGUGGUGGAGGCCCCUUCGGAUCCUGCACAGUGACAUUUCCAGAGCAGCCUCGCACUGCAAACUCCCGGCUCUGUCCGAACUGAUCAGUGGUGGUUCCAUUGUCAGUGCUGAGGCAGUAUGGGAUCACGUCACCAUGGCCAACCGGGAGUUGGCGUUUAAAGCAGGAGACGUCAUCAAGGUCCUGGAUGCUUCCAACAAGGACUGGUGGUGGGGUCAGAUCGACGAUGAGGAAGGAUGGUUUCCCGCCAGCUUCGUGAGGCUAUGGGUGAACCAGGAGGAUGGCGUGGAGGAGGGAACCAGCGAGGUGCAGAACGGCCACCUGGACCCCAGCGCCGACUGCCUGUGCCUGGGCAGGACCGUGCAGAACCGCGACCAGAUGAGAGCCAACGUCAUCAACGAGAUCAUGAGCACCGAGCGCCACUACAUCAAACACCUCAAGGACAUCUGUGAGGGUUACUUAAAGCAGUGCCGGAAGAGGAGGGACAUGUUCAGUGACGAGCAGCUGAAAAUCAUCUUUGGGAACAUUGAAGACAUCUACAGGUUUCAGAUGGGGUUUGUGCGGGACCUGGAGAAGCAGUACAACAACGAGGACCCCCAUCUCAGCGAGAUCGGACCGUGCUUCCUGGAACACCAAGACGGCUUCUGGAUCUAUUCUGAGUACUGUAACAACCACCUGGAUGCGUGCAUGGAGCUCUCCAAGCUGAUGAAGGACAGCAGGUACCAGCACUUCUUCGAGGCGUGCCGCCUGCUGCAGCAGAUGAUCGACAUCGCCAUCGACGGCUUCCUGCUGACGCCCGUGCAGAAGAUCUGCAAGUACCCCCUGCAGCUGGCAGAGCUGCUCAAGUACACAGCCCAGGAGCACAGUGACUACAGGUACGUGGCCGCUGCCCUCGCCGUCAUGAGGAACGUCACGCUCCAGAUCAACGAGCGCAAGCGGAGGCUGGAGAACAUCGACAAGAUCGCUCAGUGGCAGGCCUCUGUCCUGGACUGGGAGGGAGAUGAUAUCUUGGACCGCAGCUCGGAGCUGAUCUACACGGGAGAGAUGUCCUGGAUUUACCAGCCUUAUGGACGGAACCAGCAGCGAGUUUUCUUUCUCUUUGAUCACCAGAUGGUUCUCUGCAAGAAGGAUCUGAUCCGAAGGGAUAUCCUGUAUUACAAAGGGCGCAUAGACAUGGAUAAAUAUGAAGUGGUGGAUAUAGAAGAUGGGAGAGAUGAUGACUUCAAUGUCAGCAUGAAGAAUGCCUUCAAACUGCAUAACAAGGAGACUGAGGAAAUGCACUUAUUCUUUGCCAAGAAACUGGAGGAGAAGUUACGAUGGCUUAGAGCUUUCAGAGAAGAAAGGAAGAUGGUAAAAGAAGAUGAAAAGAUAGGCUUUGAAAUUUCUGAGAAUCAAAAGCGGCAAGCGGCAAUGACAGUAAAGAAAGUCAGUAAGCAAAAAGGUGUGAGCUACUCCAAGUCGGUUCCUCCAGCCUACCCACCACCCCAGGAUCCAUUAAAUCAGGGACAAUACAUGGUGACAGAUGGCAUAUCCCAGUCCCAGGUCUUCGAGUUCACCGAACCCAGACGCAGCCAGGCACCAUUCUGGCAAAACUUCAGCAGGUUAACACCAUUCAAAAAAUAAUACCUAGAGAGAUGGAGAAUUUUAACUUAAAAGAACUAAAAUUUAAAAAAUAAAAAUAAAUAAAAUUAUAUUUAUAGAUGGACCUUUUUUCGGAGAAGCACUGUUGCAACUAAAUAUAUAUACAUAUAUAUAUGUAUACACACAUUUAAAAAAUAAUAAUAUAUAUACAUAUAUGUAUAUAUAUAGAAGGACCAAAAACUUUUUUUGUUGUUUUUGGGAAGUAAUCUGCUACUAGAUACUAGGAAGCACCAAUGAUUUCUAACCAUGUGACCUGUUUUAUUUUAUUUUACUCCAUUGGUUGGACAUCUCUUUUUGUUGGAUUUUAUUUUUCCUGUUUUCCUUCAUUUCCAUCCGAGUCGUCAUUGGCAUCCCAGAAUGCUUUCUCGCUUGUGUGACUCCGUCAUGGAACUUCCUCAUGGACUACAUUGGUGUAAAUUUUGUUUGAUUUUAUUUAUGGGGGGUGUUGUUUGUUUUUUGGAGUGCUGGGAGGUCUCUGCUCCCUGUCCCUCCCUCUCUGUCCCUCCCUGGCUGUCCCCAGUCCCCAGCCCGGGGCGGGCCCGGCGCUGUCCCCGUCCUGCAUCCCCGGUCUGACUCGUGCCUGUCUGGAUGUGCUCCCUGUGCUCCCGCUCUGCUGCGCAGUAUUUCUCUGGCUUUAACUGUUCUCUCGUGGGCAGGUGAAACCCAGCAGAAGGGCAAGCAGCUAUAUAGGAAGUGAGGGAUGGGUUUUCCUCAGCUCAUCUUUUGCGUUUUUUUAAGCACUUGUCUUUUUCUCAGUUCAGUGUGAUUUGUUCACACACGGAGUAAGACGGAGAAAAGAGAAUCAGGGGCUUUUCUUCUUUUUGCUUUGUUUCUGUGGGCUUAACUUUGAUUUAUUUUCUUUUCAAGCUGAGAUACUUGAAAAGCCCACUCCUAUCUUUGUUUUCCAUGCAAAGAUAAAAGCUUAAAAACCGAUGGCUUCAUGCCUCCAUUGCAGAGAGGAAAAUUGGCUCUGAGGCUCCGACAAGCGGCCAGUUUUCUGUCUUCAGGAACUAAGGUCCCAUCCUUUGGCCACACUCAGCCUGCACAGCAGCGCCUAACGAAGCACUAAUUGCCAUUGCAGGAGCAGUGACCCCAAAAGAGAGGCCCGUGGCUGCUCGCAGUGCCCACUCCACACCAGGUCCCCCAGCUCUGCCCCAUUAGCAGAAGGAUCCUCGCCCCAGCCCUAGGAGUGCCCACCUGAGGUUGAACCCGAGCUGCAGAGGAGCCGAGAGCUCCUUGCAGCAGCUCUGGCUGUGACUGGGCAGUGUGGCCCUGGUUCUGUGCCCAGUCCCAGCUGGUGCUGGUCCAGUCCAGGCCCCUCGGUGUCCCAGGAGGGGUCAGCGCAGUCAGCCUGGGGUGAUGGACCAGCCCAACUCUCCAGGUCUCUUUCUCUCUCUUUUUCUCCCUCUGGAGAUUCACAGCUCUAUUUUUAAAGACCCUUCCUACAAUUUCAGCCUUAAGUACAUUUAUUUGCAAGUGCAGGAGCUUAUGGUUAAGCUUGUAAAACAGACCAUUGUCAGGAGAAGGAUUUUUUUUUUCCUAGGGCAAAUGAGACUGUUUAACCAGAUUUAGAAGAUGAACUGGAAAUCUUUGCAGAGUGAUUCUGCAAGCUCCUUUGAAAAUAUGACAUGAAGUGAUUGAUCAGGGUAUUUGUCAUUUUCUUUAGAAUCUGAUUCACAUCAGCACCCCAGGACAAAGAGCGUGGAGAUGCGGGUCUUUUUGUUUUUUUGGUUUUUUUUUUUUUUUUUUUUUGCCCCCAAGAAAUCCAAGUGAAUGGGAAAAGCAGAGAGUGUGAUUUCAUUGUUUCCAUGGAGCCUGUUUUAUUUCAGGGCAUGUCACAAGGGCGGCAUUAUUUUUAUUUAAAUCCAAAAAUAAUCUCUCUUAUACUUUAGAAUAAUCUAGAAACUAUCAAUAACCAGCAAAGCCAGAUUAGUGUUUGGAAGAGGAGGAGUGGCCCCUCUGUGACAGGCAGCAGGCAAACACCAGGAAUCCCAAAUAGGAAGCAACCCAAUUUUAUAUUUGAAAUUAUUUUUAUGCUCUUUUGUAUCUUUGCAUUUUUAUUGAUAGAUUUUAAUGUGGGAUACGUAGCAAAUACUAUUUUGUUUCUUUAACAGAGUGGGUAUUUAAAGCAGUGCAUGAGAUGGGUUCUCGUCAGUUAACUGAAAUGUUUUACUCUUUCUGAAUGGCUGGAGAGAGGCAGAGAGAGAGAGAGAGAAAGAGAGAGAUUCCAAAAUGUUGUCAACAUGAUGAAAAUUUCACUUACUCCUUUUGCCUUUUUAAUUGCUUGGGAAAAAAAGAAAAAAACAACAACCAAGUAACAAUCACAUUAGUUAAGCCUGUUCAUUUACUGUUUUGUGCCUCAGAGAGUGAGAAUGAGACAUCCAUAAUUUUUAUGAGAAGAUGCUUCCUAAAUAUUCAGCACUAGGAAAAAAGAAACACCACCGCCACACCAUUAUUUGCAUCAUAAAUCAAGAUCUGACAAGGCCACUUGUUGGACUCGCAGCUUCUUUGUUAAGUGGGCAGCCCGCCCGGGCAGCGCCGCUCGCGCUGGCGCUGGCACAGCGGCCGCAGGGAUGAGGGGCUUGGCUCUCGGGCCUUCAAGAAAGCUCUUCCCCUCCAUAAAUUGCCAAGGUGCUGCAGGAGAUGGAGCAUUGGCACAAAGAAGAACCAGCACUGGGUCCCACUUGAGCACCUGCUGUGGCUGUCCCAGCAGGGAGCAGGGCUGGAGCGUGUGUGUGACAGCGCUGGGAGCAGCGCCCGCGCAGACGGGGGUGACUUGACUGAGCAUCUGGUACAGACUUUUCAUUCCAGUGCCAGACAGGAGGAACCCACUUCCCAUUCCAUAUGCAGAAACAAGAGAGUUGUAACAAACUUACAUGUUUACGGUAUUUCUCUGGCUGAAGCUAUAUAUAUAUAUAUAUAUA